Populus euphratica (Euphrates poplar) is the source of this 1446-nucleotide messenger RNA. RefSeq names its product E3 ubiquitin-protein ligase RHF2A-like. The transcript is spliced from 6 exons. The coding region runs from base 73 to 1032 and encodes 319 amino acids. Lineage: Eukaryota; Viridiplantae; Streptophyta; Magnoliopsida; Malpighiales; Salicaceae. The record is from RefSeq and is a predicted model, not a curated record.
AGAAGGAAGAAAGAAUCUGAUAAUAUUUCACUAAUUGUUAUUUGUAGGUGUCAGAGAAGCUCUGAGUGUCCCAUGUGUUUGCAAUCCAUUAGUCUUAAAGAUCCCACCAGUCAAGAAUUGUUUGAGGCUGUAGAACGGGAGAGGAAAAUCAGGGCUGCUCCUUCAAGAAAUGCUACUAUUUUUCAUCAUCCUACACUUGGGGAUUUCGAGUUGCAGCAUCUACCAGUUGGUGUGAGUGAUUCUGAACUUGAGGAGCGUAUAAUCCAGCACCUGGCUGCCGCUGCUGCUAUGGGAAGGACCCGCCACUUUGGUAGGAGGGAAGGGCAGAGAAACAGGGCAUCUUCCCAUGGCCGUCCACACUUCUUGGUAUUUUCUUCUAAUCCUGGUGCACAGCCUUCUGGUCAUGUUUCUUCCUCUUUGACUCAGCUAGGCGGGGAAAAUGAACCAGCUCCAGUCUCUGUAGCUAGUCCAUCCACACCACUCACUUCUGUUGGGGAUGAACCACCACAACAAGCCUUACAAUCCCCUUCUAUUUUAACUGAUCAAAGUUCCUCUGCAUCUGGAUCCACAGCGAUGCCUGCAAAUAAUCAAGGAGUUUCCUUUAAUAAUAGGAGCGCUUCUAGCCUGUCUUCACUGCCAAAUCAAGAUAGAGCCGGACCAUCAGAAUUCCAGUCAUUUUCAGAGUCUCUAAAAUCUAGGCUUAAUGCAGUUUCAAUGAGGUACAAAGAGUCAAUUUCAAGAAGUACAAGAGGGUGGAAGGAGAGGCUGUUUUCUCGUAACAGUUCAAUGUCUGAUAUCAGCUCUGAUGUUCGAAGAGAAGUGAAUGCAGGAAUUGCAACUGUAUCUCGUAUGAUGGAGCGCCUUGAAACCAGAGAUAACAGUGGAGACAACCAAGUUUCUGUGUCAAAUCAUUUGACUGAUCGCUCCAAUGUGGAGAGGAGCAACCAGAAUAAUGCUGUGACUCACAUGGAGAGCCCAUUAAAUGAAGGAAGUACACCAGCUGCUUGUGCUGCAAGUUCAGCAUCUACUUAAGUUAAAGAGUUUCUUCAGCAAUUACGUCUGUCCUCAGCAUUUCAUCUUUGAAGUUUUCAGGUUGUGACCUCUUUCACUCCAAAUAUGACAUGCUGAGGAGAAGAUGCUGUGUAUCACAAAGCAGAGGAUGAGCUUUCACCUGAAAUUGAAUAAAAAGGUAAGAAAGAGUAAGUCUUUAGAAACAACUUCCAUGUGGACAGAUAUACAUUGGGUAUAUGUAUGUAAAUUUGUUUUGUAACCCAGAUUUGUUUCAAAGCUAAAGCCAGAACAUCCCACGCGGAAAUUGUAUUCGAGCUAUAUGUAUUAUGCCUGGAUGGUUGGAUUUUCGUACAAGCAGAACACUAAUACAUCUAUCUAAUCAUGCAUUGAAAUGUUAGAACCCAGGCCUUUUAAAGGAAAAUUACUGGUUUGCAU